This is a messenger RNA of Symbiodinium necroappetens, 1953 nucleotides long. Lineage: Eukaryota; Dinophyceae; Suessiales; Symbiodiniaceae. The record is from the annotation of a GenBank genome assembly.
AUGGCUGCCGCGCCGGCACUUGUUGGCGCGGCGGAUGUGGAAAGUCGCGACGAAGACGAUUUCCUGCUCCCAGUUCUGCGCGGAAAGCAGGAGAGAAGAGAUGUGCCAAAAGCACUCGACGUGGACGAGGAUGGCUCCGGUGAGGAGUGCAGUUCAUGCCGCUCUCUGUGUUCCCGCUUCCGCUUGAUCUGGUGUGGCCUCUUUAGCAUGGCCGUCGGUUUCAUGGCCGCUGGUUUCUUGAGGCCGCAGAUCGGGAUUCAGGGAGGUUCGUUCACUCCAAGGACGCUGGCCUGCCCUGUGCGGGAGCCACGUUCGCCGGAGUCGGUGCAGCCACCAGCCGCCGGCGUCGUGGAGCUCGUGGGUUUCAGCAAGGCAUGGUUGGCAGGAGCCAAGGGCUUUGAGGCCCCGAUCUUGGUGACUGGUGGCGCUGGCUACAUCGGAAGCCACAUGAGCCUAAUGCUCUUGGAGAGGGGCUUUGACGUGGUGGUAGUUGACAACCUCUCGCGGGGAAACAUGCUGUCGGUUCGUGUCCUGCAGGCUGAAGCCUGCAAGCUGGAACGUUCGCUGGCCUUUGCUAAUAUUGACCUGGGGGCCUAUGACCAGCUGCUUUUGCUUCUGAAACGUGUGAAGCCGAAGGCGGUCUUGCACUUUGCGGGCAACGCGUAUGCCUCCGAGUCCAUGGAAAAGCCGCUGCUGUAUUACCAGAAUGUCACCGAGAAUUCGCUGAACUUGCUGAGGGCCAUGGCAGGGGCGAGAGUUGGAAAGAUCAUCUUCUCCUCCUCCUGCGCCACUUACGGCAAUCCCAGUAAAGAGCAGGUUCCGGUCACAGAAAUGCUGGAGCAGAAACCCAUCAGCAUCUAUGGGCAAAGCAAGCUCAUGGCGGAAAAGAUGAUCGCCACUUGGGUCGGCUUGGGUGCCGAAGGGCGCUGCGCAACCAUCUUCCGCUACUUCAACGUCUAUGGCGCCGACCUGCAGUCAAGACUUGGACCUGUACUGCGAGGCCCUGAGUUGAGGCAGUACAGCCGCCUGCCCGACGCACUGAUGGAAGCAGCACUUGGCUUGAGAAGAUCCAUCCCCAUCUUCGGGGCAGAUCUGCCUACUCGUGACGGGACCGCCGAGCGGGACUACAUACACGUCUGGGAUUUGGUGGGUGCUCACAUGGUUGCGUUAGCAGCGAUGUUGGCGAAAAGUGUUCAGGGAAAGCAAUGUGUGUCAGAUGUCUACAACCUUGGAACUGGGACCCCGGUCUCCGUGCGGGAAAUGCUCACUGCGGUAAAGGCCCUCUUUCCGGAAGCAAACUUCACGGUCGACAUGAAGCCGCCUCGUUUGGGCGAUCCGGUUUCCAUCUAUGCGAACCCCAGCAAAGCACUGGCAGAACUGGGAUGGCAAGCCAGCAUCAAGAAUACCACCGAAGCACUGGCAACCUCUGCACGCUACUUGCGAAAACAUGCAGCCUACUUCCGCCUUGACAAGAAGCGGGCGCCGCCCCAUGGCGGAGCAUCCUCGACCUGGCGGGGCCCGGAUGCAUCUGCCGCUGUGCCGGCACCUCCCCCGACUCCUUCUCUGACUCCUUCUGCUACUUGGACUCCUGCGCCCAGCACUCCAGGUGAGUUGUACAGAUCGCGCUACCGAGAUCCGGGCAACCCCUAUCAAGCCGGCGACAUGCCAAAUGCCACACUGAACUCCAGCCCCUGGGUGGUCCAUCGCUUUUCCACGCCCUCGGCGUCGCCCCGCAUGUGCUUGCAGGUUGUCACGAUCCCAUCGGUGACGGGAGGCUACUUGCCAAAGACCUUUCACCUUCUGCGCGAGUACUGUCGGAGGCACGGCUACGACCUCUACGCUUUGACAGACAAGCUGGGUGAGACGAGAAUGGCCUCCUGGCUCAAGAUCCGAAGCGCGCAGGCCGGGACGGGGGGCCGGGACACGGCUCAGCUCUCCGUUCUUUCACCUUAG